This is a messenger RNA of Sebastes umbrosus (honeycomb rockfish), 2391 nucleotides long. RefSeq names its product homeobox protein Hox-A10-like. The coding region runs from base 459 to 1616 and encodes 385 amino acids. Gene Ontology annotation, cellular component: nucleus. The record is from RefSeq and is a predicted model, not a curated record. The transcript has 3 exons. Gene Ontology annotation, molecular function: RNA polymerase II cis-regulatory region sequence-specific DNA binding; DNA-binding transcription factor activity, RNA polymerase II-specific. Lineage: Eukaryota; Metazoa; Chordata; Actinopteri; Perciformes; Sebastidae. Gene Ontology annotation, biological process: regulation of transcription by RNA polymerase II.
UUGUACAAUUGGAGUGCAGUGCAAUAAACCGUCUGAGACCCAAGGUUAUUAACUUGUGUUACCAAGGAGGCGAGAGGAGAGGACGGAGAGGAAGACAGCCUCUGGUUUGCUCACUGGGUCGACUUCAUUUGAGAGGCUUCGUAUCGUUUAUCCACCUCGAAUCAGUCUAGUGGAUGGCUCCUACUCCGGAUUAGACUCUCCUCCACCACCGGGCGGCGCUAUUGGGUACCAAUGUCAUGUCCGUGGCCGUGGAUCUAGUAGUCGUCUCAAAGCUCAACUCCAAUGCAAAGCAGCUACCAUGAUGGAUAUCGCUCCUGGCUGUGCUACGUAGCAGCAGAGUGGGAGGGGACUACCCAUCUUCCAGCAUUUCCAUUGGUUUUUACUAGUCCUGCACGGUGGAGAAAGGAGGGGGGGUAGGGGGGUGCCUCUAAUCAUAUCCAGCAUGUUUUGCACAAGAAAUGUCAGCCAGAAAGGGCUAUCUUCUCCCCUCGCCAAAAUACACCACAACAAUAAUGUCAUGUUCGGACAGCCCGUCAGGAAACGCGUUUCUAGUGGACUCUCUGAUCAGUGGCCGCACCGAGAGCUCCGGAGGUCACUACGCAGGGAGCGCAAGCGCGGCGGUGUGCGUGCCUACAGAAGUGCCUUACGGACUACACAACUAUGGAUACUUCCCAGGUAUGGGUAAGCGCAACGAGGUGGUGGGGACCCAAAAUAUGGUUUCCUCUUCUUCCUCUGGCGCGUACAUGUCCAGCAUGGAGAUGUGGAUGGACGCGCAGAGGUCAUGUCGGAUGGACCAAGAGCACCCAGGUCUGGUGGGUCCCCAGGUCGCGCCCUGCUCCUCCUUUCCGCAGAAUAUUAAGGAAGAGAGCACCUAUUGCCUGUAUGAGCAGCCGAAGUGCCCUAAAGCGUCCACCGCGGAAGAUCUGACAUAUUCGAGGUUAACAGCAGCCGGCCUCAGCUCCACUUCUUGCACAGUUACCGAAGGCUCAGUGCCUGUGCCGGGCUACUUCCGCUUGUCUCAGACGCACGCACAUUCUCAUAAACUUUACAACAGCAGCGGCCCCCAGCCGAACCCUUCCCAUGCUCAUUUUGGCCUACACCCCAUUGCUCCUACUGCUGCUCGCUUCCACUGUACGCCACCGACUGCAACUGCUCCAGCCACGGCGCAUGCAGAGCAGGAAGAAAGGAGGAACACCGAGGAGCCCACGGUGUCCUCGGGACAGAUUCCUCGCGCUGCACCGGGGAACGAGGAGGCACGCGAGUCCUCGGAUGCAGCAGAAGCGUCCUCAGCUGACGAGACAGAAGAGCAUGAAAAAGAGAGUCCAGCAAAGACCACUAAAGGAGACACAAAAAGUGAAAGCACGGCCAACUGGCUGACAGCGAAAAGCGGCCGGAAGAAACGCUGUCCGUACACCAAGCAUCAGACACUGGAGCUGGAGAAGGAGUUCCUCUUCAACAUGUACCUGACCCGAGAGCGCCGCCUAGAGAUCAGUAAAGGCGUCCACCUGACGGACAGGCAGGUUAAGAUCUGGUUCCAGAACCGCAGGAUGAAACUGAAGAAAAUGACGCGGGAGAACAGGAUCCGGGAGCUCACCUCCAACUACGGAUUUUCAUGAUGAACAAGGUGAUCACAAUGAAAUAGAAGAUAAUUGGUGAAAUCAAUACCCCCCCUCCAUCCCCUCCCACCACCCAAACCCUCCACCCAUCCUCACCACUCUGUCCACAUAAUGACUCAUUUCACUGUGGGGUUUUAUUUCCAGACACGCUUAAAAGUCGAUGCAUCGUCCUCUGAGCUAUACUGAGAAAAGGGGGAGAAAAAAAUGAAUGUUAUGAGUUUCUAUUUGAUUGUUUGUGUUUUUGUGUUGUCGACCUGUUUCUGUCACUUCUGUCGUAUGGUUGGAUAGUGUCGUCAGUGGAGUUUAAAGCAACGCAUUUCUUUUUUUUUUUAUUAUAGUAAAACACAUAGUGCCAUGGAAGGUGGCUUAAAAUGCCCACUCCCCUUUCAAUAACCUUUCUCUAAAUUUAGCCAAACAAAUAUGAAUUUAUUUUAAUUGGAAUUGCAUGAUAUAAAGUUCCCCUAUUUUACUUUUGUUUUUUUUUAAAUAUCAAUUUUAAAACCACUGGAAUAUAAUGCCCAUGUAUCACCACCAAGGGAAUAAUAAUAAUUCACCUUUGACCAUUAGAUGUAGUCUACCAUGAUAUAGGCCUAUUCUAUAUGUACGAGCUAAAUGUAUGAGUUGAAUCUUUAAUCAGGACGUUUUACACGAAAAACGGUGCGCAAAAGUGAAAUAGGAAUGUUUUUAUUGUAUAUUUUUGUGUACAUAUGACAUUGUGUUUUUUGUGUAAUGCUUAAUAAAUUAUCAGCUCGCAUUUGAGGAGUAGCUGCUUGUA